CGGAGCACGGGGGGGGGGGGAUGUUAACCGGAGGCUGUAAUUAAUUCACUCCCGAAAUAAUAAUUAGUUUCGCUGCGGUUGGAUAACGCGCGUAAAAGUCACUUUACGCGCCGUGCGUAUGGAAAACGAUUCCUGGGUGCGACGAAUCCAGACGCAAGGAGAGGCUCACCUCAAAGAGCACCAGUGAGCACUGAGAUUGCGCGGUACAAGUUUCGUCCGCGGCGAGUGAAGACUGCGCUCCGGCCCCCUGUGGACUAAUGAUGGCUCUGGUGGUUCACCUGAAGACGGUCGCUCACCUUCGGGGGAAGGGGGACAGGAUCGCCAAAGUUACGUUCAGAGGUCUGUCCUUCCUCAGCCGUGUGGCAGAGAACUGUGAUGAGGUGGCCCACUUUAAUGAGACAUUCCGAUGGCCCAUUGCCAGCAGGCUGGACGGAAACGAGAUGCUGGAGAUCCAAGUGUACAACUACAGCAAAGUCUUCUCCAACAGACUGGUGGGGACUUUCUGUAUGGUGCUUCAGAAGGUGGCAGAAGAGGGACACCUAGAGUUGACCGAAACACUACUUGAUGAUAACAACGCGUCAAUAAAGACCAGUGUUACCAUAGAGAUCAGAUACCAGGCGAUGGAUGGCACAGUGGGAGUGUGGAGCGACGGGGAGUUCCUGGAUGUGCCCGACGACCGUGAUGGGAUGUUUACAUUCGAAACUGACAGCUUGCUCUCUGGACGUAGCCAUGGGUCAGCGACGUCCCCUGGACGGACCUUACAGGGAUCCAUACCGACCUUCAGAAAAGCAGGGAAGGGAGUUUUCUCCGCCAUGAAGCUCGGCAAGAUGAAGAGCUCUAAAGACGAUCACAAGAGAGCAGAUGAGCCAGCAGUCCUGGACAUGGAGGACCUGGACAGGAAGGCGAUGCGUCUGGCUGGAACAUUUGACCCAGACACCAUCUCUCUGGCCUCCGUCACCGCCGUCACCACCAACGUGUCAAAUAAAAGGUCAAAGCCAGAUAUCAAGAUGGAACCGAGCUCUGGACGACCAGUGGAUUAUCAGAUCAGCAUCACAGUGAUCGAGGCCCGGCAGCUGAUCGGCCUCAACAUGGACCCUGUGGUGUGUGUGGAGAUCGGAGACGAUAAGAAAUACACAUCCAUGAAGGAGUCCACCAACUGCCCGUACUACAACGACUAUUUCGUCUUUGACUUCCACGUCCCUCCUGAUGUCAUGUUUGACAAGAUCAUCAAGCUUUCAGUCAUUCACUCUAAAAACCUUCUUCGGAGUGGGACCUUGGUGGGAACCUUCAAAAUGGACGUUGGGACUGUUUAUUCUCAGCCUGAACACCAGUUCUACCACAAGUGGGCCAGCCUGUCCGACCCUGAUGACAUCACGGCUGGAUGCAAAGGAUAUAUAAAGUGUGACAUUGCUGUGGUGGGAAAGGGUGACAACAUCAAGACCCCGCACAAGGCCAACGAGACAGAUGAAGACGACCUGGAGGGGAACCUCCUGCUCCCAGAGGGCAUCCCAGCAGAGAGGCAGUGGGCCAGGUUUUAUGUGAAGAUCUACCGCGCUGAGGGACUUCCUAAAAUGAACACCAGCAUCAUGGCUAAUGUGAAAAAGGCCUUCAUAGGCGAGAACAGAGACCUGGUGGACCCCUACGUUCAAGUGCAGUUUGCUGGGCAGAAAGGGAAGACUUCAGUCCAGAAGAGCAGCUAUGAACCGAUCUGGAACGAGCAGGUCAUCUUCACUGAGCUCUUCCCUCCGCUCUGCAAGCGCCUGAAGGUCCAGAUACGGGACUCGGAUAAGGUCAACGAUGUUGCCAUAGGAACCCACUUUAUUGACCUGCGCAAGAUAUCGAAUGAUGGCGAUAAAGGGUUCCUGCCCACUAUGGGCCCAGCCUGGGUCAACAUGUAUGGCUCCACUCGUCAGUACACGUUGAUGGACGAGCACCAGGACUUGAAUGAUGGACUCGGAGAGGGCGUGUCCUUCAGAGCCCGCCUUCUGCUCUCCGUCGCUGUGGAGAUCCUGGACACCACUUCGCCCGAGAUCAUCAGCUCCACUGACGUUCAGGUCGAGUGUGUUUCCAACAUCUCCGAGAGCGCCACAGGAAAAAUAGAAGAGUUCUUCCUCUUUGGCUCCUUCCUGGAGGCCACCAUGAUCGACAGGAAGAUUGGAGACAAACCGAUAAGUUUUGAAAUCACACUAGGUAACUACGGAAACCAGAUAGAUGGUGUCAGCAAGCCCUCGUCGGCGAAGAAGAAGAAGAAAGAUGCGGAGAACGAAGAGGAGGAGAGCGAGCUCAUCCAGAACUCCAGUGAGGACGAGGCGGAUGAGGACAGGGACCUGGUCUCAGUCUCCUCCACUCCGGUCAUGAAGCCUGUCAUCACCGACAGAAAUUACUUCCAUCUUCCCUACUUUGCAAAGAAGCCAUGUGUCUACAUCAAGAGCUGGUGGCAGGACCAAAGACGACGACUCUACAACUCCAACAUGAUGGAUAAGAUCGCUGACAAGCUGGAGGAGGGUUUGAAUGAUGUCCAGGAGGUCAUUAAGACAGAGAAAGCCUUUCCCGAGCGCCGACUACGGGGAGUGCUGGAGGAGCUCAGCGUUGGCUGCAGUCGUUUUGUGACUCUGGCUAACAAGGAUGUGAACCUGGCAGGCAGAACCAAACUGGACCGAGAACGACUCAAGUCCUGCAUGAGAGAGAUGGACAGCAUGGCCCAGCAGGCCAAACAGAUCCGGACUCAGGUGAAGAAGAACACAGUCAGAGACAAACUCAAGAUGGCACAGAACUUCCUGCAGAAGCUUCGUUUUCUUGCUGAUGAGCCUCAGCACAGCAUUCCAGACAUUUUCAUCUGGAUGAUGAGCAACACCAAGCGCAUCGCCUAUGCCCGGAUUCCCUCCAAAGACAUCCUGUACUCCAUAGUGGAUGAGGAAUCGGGUAAAGACUGUGGUAAAGUCAAAGCCGUCUUCCUCAAGCUGCCCGGUAAGAAGGGCUUCGGUCAUGCAGGCUGGACCGUUCAAGCUAAGCUGGAGCUGUAUCUGUGGCUGGGCCUCAACAAGCAGAGAAAGGACUUCCUCAGCGGUCUACCCAAUGGCUUUGAAGAGAUUAAAGCUGAUAAAAUGGGCCCUGGUCUCAACUCUGUCCCCCCUGUCAGCCUCGUCUACAACAUGAAGCAGGUGUUUCAGCUGCGAGCACACAUGUACCAGGCCCGCAGUCUGUUUGCCGCUGACAGCAGUGGCCUUUCAGAUCCCUUCGCUCGGGUCUUCUUCUCCACACACAGCCAGGUUACUGAGGUCCUGAGUGAGACCCUUUGUCCUACGUGGGACCAGCUGCUGGUGUUUGACGAUGUGGAGCUGUUCGGAGAGGCCAGUGAGCUGAGAGACGACCCACCGAUCAUCGUCGUCGAACUCUAUGACCAGGACACUGUGGGCAAGGCAGAGUUCAUUGGCAGGACAUUUGCGAAGCCCACCAUCAAGAUGUGCGAAGAGCACUACGGCCCGCCGAGGUUCCCACCGCAGCUGGAGUACUACCAGAUCUACAGAGGGAACUGCACCGCCGGGGAACUGCUGGCUGCCUUUGAACUGCUGCAGAUCGGUCAAGGAGGCAGAGCUGACCUUCCUCCCCUCGAGGGGCCAACCGACUCUGAGCACGGGCCCAUUUUACCCGUGCCGCUGGGGAUCCGGCCCGUCUUGAGCCGCUAUCGCAUUGAGGUUUUGUUCUGGGGGUUAAGGGACCUGAAGAGGAUUAACUUGGCUCAGGUGGAUCGACCCCGUGUCGACAUAGAGUGUGCAGGCAGAGGUGUUCAAUCUGCCCUCAUCCAAAACUACAAGAAAAACCCCAACUUCAGCACGCUGGUCAAAUGGUUCGAGGUGGACCUUCCGGAAAAUGAGCUUCUGCAUCCCCCUCUCAACAUCCGGGUGGUGGACUGCAGAGCGUUUGGCCGCUACAUCCUGGUGGGCUCCCACGCUGUCACCAGCCUGAGACGAUUCAUCUACAGCGCCCCAGACAAGACAUCCAACAACUGGGCCACUGCAGCUAAGCUAAUGAAUGGCUACAUGGUCCUCACAAAUGGCGGCUCCCAGCCCCGCUCCUCACCCAGCCUUUCCCCCCGCACCUUCUCUCGCCCCGCAGGUGACCUCAUCGUCAACAUGGACUCAGAGCCUCUGGUCCGAAAGAUGGACACAGUUGUCAAGUUGGACGCUAUGUCUGAUGCUGUUGUAAAAGUUGACAUGAACGAGGAGGAGAGCGAUAAAGAGAAAAAGAAGAAGAAGAAGAAAAAGAAGGGAGGAGUCGAGGAAGAAGACGAGACGGACGAGAGCGUGCUGGACUGGUGGUCCAAAUAUUUUGCCUCAAUUGAGACACUAAAAGAGACCCUCAGAGCCCAGGAGGCAGCUCAGGCAGAGGCGGAAGAGAGAGAGGACAUGGAGAUAGCAGCAGAGGCGGCAGACAUCAAACCCGAUGACCUUCUUCUGAAAGGCUCCAAGACGAAAGAAAGGGGCAAAGACAAGAAGAGCUCCAAGGACAAGAAGAAGAGUCAUGCUUCGGACGGGAUGGAGAAACGGCCGGUUAAAGCGAGAGUGGACGAGCUGUUGGUGUACAACAAGGAGUUGGAGAGUGAGUAUGCCAACUUUGAAGACUGGCUUCACACUUUCAACUUGUACAGAGGUAAAGCAGGAGACGAUGACGAACACGCGCUGGACGACGACCGGAUUGUUGGUAGAUUCAAGGGAUCCCUGUGUAUGUACAAGCUCCCUCUGUCUGAGGAGAUCACCAGAGAGGCGGGAUUUGAUCCUAAUAUGGGCAUGUUCCAGAGCAUUCCCCAUAACGAUCCAAUCAACGUCCUUGUCCGUGUAUAUGUGGUCAGGGCUACUGAUCUUCAUCCCGCUGAUAUCAAUGGGAAGGCUGAUCCAUAUGUUGUCAUCAAACUGGGCAAGUCGGAGGUCAAAGACAAAGAGAACUACAUCUCCAAACAGCUCAAUCCUGUAUUUGGCAAAUCAUUUGACAUUGAGGCCACUUUCCCCAUGGAGUCGAUGCUCACAGUGUCUGUGUACGACUGGGACUUGGUUGGCACCGACGACCUGAUCGGGGAGACAAAAAUUGACCUGGAGAAUCGAUUCUACAGCAAAUACAGAGCCACCUGUGGCAUUUCAUCCAACUACUCUGUCCAUGGAUACAACGUGUGGCGGGACCCGCUGAAGCCCAGCCAGAUCCUGACUAAGCUCUGCAAGGACGGCAAGAUCGAUGGACCUCACUACGGACCUGGAGGCAAAGUCAAGGUGGCGAGUCGAAUCUUCCUGGGACCAACAGAGAUAGAAGACGAGAAUGGUUUGAAGAAGCAGACUGAGGAGCACCUGUCUCUGAAUGUGCUCAACCACUGGGAGGAGAUCCCAAGAGUCGGCUGCAAGCUUGUCCCCGAGCACGUGGAGACCAGACCCCUGCUGAACGUCGACAAGCCCGGCAUCGAACAGGGCCGUAUUGAGAUGUGGGUCGAUAUGUUUCCGAUGGACAUGCCCGCCCCCGGACCUGCGAUUGACAUAUCACCACGGAAACCAAAGAGAUAUGAGCUCAGGGUGAUUAUUUGGAAUACAGACGAAGUAAUACUGGAGGACGAUGAUUACUUCACUGGGGAAAAGUCCAGUGACAUAUUUGUGAGGGGGUGGCUGAAAGGGCAGCAGGAGGACAAGCAGGACACGGACGUGCACUAUCACUCGCUGACCGGCGAGGGCAACUUCAACUGGCGCUUCGUCUACCCCUUCGAUUACCUCAUGGCCGAGGAGAAAAUCGUCAUCUCUAAGAAAGAGUCCAUGUUCUCCUGGGACGAGACCGAGUACAAGAUCCCCCCUCGCCUCACGCUGCAGGUGUGGGACGCUGACCACUUCUCGGCCGACGACUUCCUGGGUGCGAUUGAGCUGGACCUGAACCGGUUCCCCCGCGGCGCCAAGACGGCCAAGCAGUGCUCCCUCAACAUGAUCCGAAAUGAGCACGAGCUUCCCACCAUUUCCAUCUUCAAACAGAAGCGAGUGAAAGGCUGGUGGCCGUUUGUCGCCCGCGAUGAGAACGAUGAGAUGGAGCUCACAGGCAAAGUUGAGGCCGAGCUUCACCUGGUGACUGCAGAAGAAGCGGAGAAAAGUCCCGUAGGCCUGGGACGGAACGAGCCGGACCCGCUGGAGAAACCAAACCGCCCAGACACCACCUUCCUGUGGUUCCUGAGCCCGCUGAAAGCCAUCCGCUACCUGGUGUGCAACCGCUACAAGUGGCUGAUCAUCAAGAUCGUGCUGGCCCUGCUGCUGCUCAUCAUGCUGGGCCUCUUCCUCUACAGCAUGCCGGGCUACCUCGUCAAGAAACUGCUGGGGGCCUGAAAAAAGGGCUGCUGGGGAGGACAGUGGGGGUGCGGAGGGGGCGGCGGGUGGCCAGCUGCAUCCAUUCUGGUCUUCCUGUGCAGCUCGCCACCUUCCACCUCGGUUGUUAAGAGAGAGGUGGACACCACCCCCACACCGAGUCGUGAGAAACACUAACACUCUCAUCCUCUCGCCUAACCGAUAUAAAGCUCAGUAUCUAGACUCCGUCCUUGAACUGAAAAAAUUUAACCCCAACCUGACCUAAAAAAAAGUCCUGUUUCCAAGCAACGUCGCGUGACAAUGAAUGUUUUCUUUAUCCGUUUAUACAGCUUUUUAAUUUAUCUAUUUAUUUCUUUAUUUCUUCACUGAAUAAGAGAGUUAUUAGGGUUCGUGGUCAGACGUUUGCAUGGACAAAUGUUUCUUUGGUAACACUUUGCUUUGUAACACCCUGUAUUUAGCCUUUAUAAGAAUUAUAUGAACCUUCAAUAAAGCGGUUACUGUUUAACACAUCUUUAAUGUAGUUUUAAGCAUGUAAGGGUUUUAUAAGUGUUUAAAAAAAAUGUACAGAUUUUGUCCACUUUCCCUGUAAAGACAUAUUUUUACCUGUUUUACUAUGUUGUCAUUCAUGAUCUCUUUAAACACCAACGCCCACGCGUUCAUAAUCUGCUUGUAAAUGAUAAAUAUCGGUGCUUGAAGCAAAGUGUUACUACUUUUUUUUAAACUAUUAUAGCUCUUGCAGUCUUUGCACACUUCGAGAAUAAUAAUGAAGAAAUAAAAAAUAAAGAUAUUAAUCUAUUUUCCUAUCAAAAUUCAAUGAGACAAAGAACAAGAUGACUUCAAAAUUAUACAAAUAAUAAAAUGAUGAAUAAGCUUUCCAUGUCGUUGAGUUGAACUGUAAUGCAAUCAGAGCAACCAGGCUAGACUUUGGUCAAAAAACACAGUUCAGCCUAUUCUCCCAAAAUGCCCUUUGCUUGGCCGGUCUUUUGUGUAAUUGUGUAAAUUCUCUCUCCUGUGUCACAACAAUAAAAUCCUCACAGGAGCCUCAUAGCGAAUAUUUAUUUGCAAAUAUCAAUUGACAGAUUUAACAGUCCUCAAGUGCAACAAACACUUAGAGGUUAUUUCUGUUUUCUACCUCGAUGUAGAAUCACACCGUUCGUCCACAUGCAUGCGUCAUUGUGAUAACUGACCAGAGGUCGCGUGUGUUUGGCAUGACUCGUCUUUCCAGCCCGACAAACCAAAUCACCAACUUCUACUGUCCAUAAAUAACAGAUAAUGUAAAGAUGGAAAUAUGAUCAAAGUGAUCCUGGAAAACCCCGGAUCCGUCCACAUAUAAAAACAUCAUUGUUUGCAGUGUCCAUUAUUCCAUUUUCCAAAAUUUUUGCCUGUGCUUGACCUCAUUUGUGUUUCUUUUCUGAUUUACGGAGUUACCGGUUGCACUAAACCUUGCCUGUGUUUUUACGAUGAAUUUUUGUGUUUCAUACGGUAAAUCUGUUGAAAUGUGUGCUUUAGUUAUUUAUUUAUUUCCUGUCAUGACUAUUUGAAAUAAACUGGAAUUCCAAGGA
Scophthalmus maximus (turbot) is the source of this 7885-nucleotide messenger RNA. RefSeq names its product otoferlin a (gene otofa). The transcript has 46 exons. Lineage: Eukaryota; Metazoa; Chordata; Actinopteri; Pleuronectiformes; Scophthalmidae. Gene Ontology annotation, cellular component: synaptic vesicle membrane; presynaptic active zone membrane. Bases 258 to 6344 code for a protein of 2028 amino acids. Gene Ontology annotation, biological process: synaptic vesicle priming; plasma membrane organization. The record is from RefSeq and is a predicted model, not a curated record. Gene Ontology annotation, molecular function: calcium ion binding; AP-2 adaptor complex binding.